Messenger RNA from Erpetoichthys calabaricus (reedfish), 1056 nucleotides. RefSeq names its product sterile alpha motif domain-containing protein 3-like. Lineage: Eukaryota; Metazoa; Chordata; Cladistia; Polypteriformes; Polypteridae. The transcript has 4 exons. The record is from RefSeq and is a predicted model, not a curated record. Bases 1 to 1056 code for a protein of 351 amino acids.
AUGUCAACGAUUACUGCCUACCCAAGUAAAGAUCAGUAUGACAGUGUCGCUAAAGCUCUUGUUGAAAGGCAUCCUUGUCUCAAGGAGCCAGGAUCUGGCAAAGGAUGGCAUUGCUGGGUGUACAGCCUAAAAUUUAAGAUGGGUAAUUACCGCCAGAGUCUGAGUGCUGCUGGAUGCCCAGAGGUUGUUGUAAACAAAAGGAAAAGAGCAGAUUAUAAAGGCAAAUGUGUCAAGAAAUCCAAAAAGGGUGAAAUACAUUAUUUGCCAGAUCCACCUGAAGGACAAAGUGCAGAGGACACGGAGGAGAAGCGGAAACUCAUUGUGACUGAAAUGCAGAAAAAAGAACCUGAUCUACAGGUUGUGGAUGAACUGAUGAUCUCCACAUUUUCACAGCGGAGGAAGGAAAUAGUUGGUGGUGAACCACUAAUUUCUGAAAUCUUUAACAGAUGGCCAGCACUGUUUACUGAAAGACAGAUAAGUGCAGAGUUCAAAAGGAUCGUCACUACAGACCUUUUGCAGCCAUUUCUUGAAGGAUUAGAUGGUCUGGUUCCAAGACUUCUUGAAGUGUAUAAAGCAGCAGCAAUGUCUGGCAGAAAGCUGUCACUCAAAAGUAUUUUGCAGUGUCUUGAGAAAGAUGACACAAACCAGAAGAGAAGAACUGCUGCACUGCUUGGUCUACCAUACUACAUAUCUGAAGAUCCAUCAGGCAUUAUCAAGACGUGUGAUGCCCAUGGCGAACAGCUGGAUGUGAUUAUGAAGGGGAUGCAAGUAGGACUCCUGAUUGGCCAUGAAGGUGUACUUCAGGAUACAUUCCCACAUGAGGUCUUCAAAGUGGCAGUUGUGGUGGAGGAGACCAUCAUUUUACACAGCCUCCAAAAUGUGCCAGAGGGCUUUGCCAUGCUAAUGGGCAUCAUCUAUUGUUUUAAUCAGGAAUAUCCACAAAAGAUGAAAUACACUUUUGAGUUUCUGCAGAGAGUGGUUAUGCAGAUUAAGCCAGAUCAAGGCUCUGCACGGAUACAUGGCCUGAGAAAUAAACUGCUGAGAUACAGAGUGUAG